AUGCCUCGCCCGCGAAGACCCGGCGCGCCGGAGCCUAAGCGCCGGAGUCGGAAAGGAUGCUGGCCCUGCAAAGCUCGCAAAGUGAAAUGUGGUGAGGAGAAACCCAUGUGCCUCAACUGUCAGCGACAGGGAGAAGCAUGCGAUUAUAGCGUGCGCCUGAAUUGGGGUGGUAGAACUAAACGCUCAUCCGUCGAUUCUCCCAGCUCCCAGUCCAGUGGAUAUGGGGGGACGUUGAUUGGGUUUGCAGAUGUCACGCCGACUAGUGUCAACCCGGCACAAAUGCCGACUCCAAUGACCAGUGCUCCUGCAGAGGGUUUCAUUCAUGUCCGCGCUAGCGACCUGGGCUCUCCAGGAGCCAUCUCACCCAGUACACCGGCACUCGGUAUUUUCGAGUCCCCGAAGCCCCACUCGGUGUCUGAAGGGGUCCAUUCGCCGACUCAAGAUGAAGGACAUUUCGCUACCACUUGGGCGGAGCAUUCAUCCCUAUCCAGUUCGGUUUCGCCUGGUCAAUUCCCAUUUGGCCAGGGUUUCCACGGAUCAUUCUCAGCGGCGGCCGAUCAGGGUGUGGGCCUUCGGUCUCUCUCCGCGUUUGCAUUCCACUCCACUCCAGUGUCGCAGCCGGUGUCCUUUCUUCGCAACUCGGUAGAUGCUUCCAAUGAUCUGUCUGAUCUAUCACCACAUCACAAUCAGAAUGAGGCUCAGCUAUCUCCGCAUAAUGAGCAUGGAAUGGGAUAUUCCAUGAGCUCGACCCAUCCUGAUGGACAUCAUCGCGACCUGCCUAGUGCCGGCGGUAUCGCUGCGUUGAUGCUUGGUUCUCACGAGGUGGGAACUCCUGGCACGUCAUCUUCGGGUCAUGAUGGUAUGGCAUUCGGAUCAACACCUGCAAACCAAACCGAGUCGCUGCAUUCAUUCCAUCAGUCGGACGUGUUGUCGCCCGAUGCCAAAGAGGAUGACCGGGCUGCCAAGGAUGCGAAUUUAGCUCAAAGCAAGUGGCAGGCAUAUCUCACCAGUGUUACCGACAAUUAUGGUCUGGAUUGCGGACGUCCAGACCGAGAUCUAGCUUUCAAUAAUGACCACGCCGCGAUCGACAUUAAUGCCGCUUUAGACAUGAUCAGCUCGCGAGGGCGAAGUGAGGACACUGCAUCCUCGCCGGUAUCCCGAGCUGCAUCCGAUAUCAUAAAACCCGAUUAUAGUGGGUAUUAUGCGACCCCAGUGGCCAUCAACAUCCCGAGAUAUCUGUCUCCACUUCCGAAGACGCUGUUGGAGAACCCGAUCAACCUGAUGUACUUUCAUCAUUUUCUCAACCACACAUCUCGGAUGCUGGUUCCGCAUGAUUGUGAUAAUAAUCCGUUCAUCUCUGUCCUGCCGGCGAUGGCCAUUGGCGAUCCCAAUCUCUUAAAUUUGCUUUUGGCGUACUCGGCGAGUCAUCGUGCCCGGUAUCUGGGUCAUCCAGAGCCGGCCAACCGCAUUGCGCACUUCGUUAGCGAUGUGUUUCCGACCUUGCGUGUGGCGUUGGAAUCAUCUCAUGAUGAGAUCACCGACGGUCAUCUGGCAACUUCUAUUUUGCUUUUGUCACUGAAGAUUGUUUCUCCUGGGACGUUCGAGGUACCCAUCACGUGGCAAAGCCAUCUGAAGCUUGCACGAGAUUUGUUCCUAGCCAGGAGUGAGCGUAUCGCACGACCAGGUAAUCGAAUCGGUGCCUUCUUUGCCCGCUGGCUGUGCUAUAUCGACACCAUGGGCGCUCUGUCCUGUCGUGAAGCGGGUCCUCCGUUGAUGCUGUACCAUACUGUACUGGCGGCUUGCUGCGGUCCCAACAAUCACGAUGAGUUCUGUGUCGACUGCUUCUCGGGAUGCACUCCGCGGACUGGAUUCUUCCUUAUCCGUCUUGCACGAUUAGUUCAGCAAUGCGACAAUCAGCGGUUUGAUGAAAUGGGCAAUUUCCGAGAAGGAUGGCACCCGUCUGCGGAUAUGGUUAUGGAAGCCCAGGCCGUCCUGGGUGACAUGGAUGGCCUAGGUGACCGCGCCCAUGCAGACCCAGAUCAUCAUCUGGGUGAAAGUGGAGAUAUGAUGGCCAUUGAAGAGGCCUUCCGAUGUGCAGGUCUGCUCCACCUUCACCGGCGGGUGUUGGGGUCAUCCCCCGACUCUUUCCCUGUCAAAGAGGCUCUGCGUAAGCUUACUGGAGCCCUGGAACGUAUGCGGCUUGGAGCAUCCACUGAGGUGUGUGCACUGUUCCCGCUUUUCACUGCUGGAUGUGAAUCUCGAGACCCCGCGCAGCGCAGAAAGCUGCUGAAUCGGUUCUUCGUGCUGGAAAAGUCGGGGCUGAAGCAGAUACAAAAUGCUCGUCAGUUGAUGCAGCACUGCUGGGAUGACAAGCUGCCGUGGAUUGCACUGGCGGAGGGUGAAUUCCUUGGAUGA
Molecule: messenger RNA, 2415 nt
Organism: Penicillium cinerascens
Lineage: Eukaryota; Fungi; Ascomycota; Eurotiomycetes; Eurotiales; Aspergillaceae
Product: Zn(II)2Cys6 transcription factor
Exons: 5
Coding region: 1-2415 (804 amino acids)
Biological process (GO): positive regulation of transcription by RNA polymerase II
Cellular component (GO): nucleus
Molecular function (GO): zinc ion binding; DNA-binding transcription factor activity, RNA polymerase II-specific; transcription cis-regulatory region binding
Source: RefSeq, a predicted model, not a curated record